AUGGUUCAUUCUACACUAUUCAGGCUAUUUAUCAGCAAUGAAUUGACAGAUCCUUUAGUAAGUCACUGUUUAAUUGAAGGUCUUGAUGUUGGAUUUUUCCCAAUUCAACCUGGAGGUAUGAAUGGUUUGUCAGUGAAUAUUGAUGACCCUAAGCAAAGUGCAAAUAUUACUUGUGAUUUGGAUACUGAUAAAUUACAUGGCCAGUAUGUUCUGUUUGAUAAUACUAGAGAUUCUCAAAGGUGUGGGGAUAAUAAAUGUGAAUGGCAUGUAAAGAAUGAUGGAUUAUAUCUUGAUAUUCAAGGCCAGCAAGUUUUUCAGGCUCCCUGGUUUUUGUAA
Lycium barbarum (goji berry) is the source of this 336-nucleotide messenger RNA. RefSeq lists its product as uncharacterized. The transcript has a single exon. The record is from RefSeq and is a predicted model, not a curated record. The coding region runs from base 1 to 336 and encodes 111 amino acids. NCBI's taxonomy places the organism in Eukaryota, Viridiplantae, Streptophyta, Magnoliopsida, Solanales, Solanaceae.